UAAAAAUGCAGCCGCAGAUCUUGAUUAUCUUAUUUAUAAAUUCACUGAAGAACACACAUUCAAUUUUAGAGUCAUCGCGUUAAGUUUAAAAUUUUUUUCCAACUGCUUACGAUGCGUGUAAAGCUUUUAUCGGUUAUAUUAGUCCUUACACUGGGCUUAGUACAAGGCUAUGAAACAUGUUUAGAAACGACGACUCCUAAGAACGAAAUACAACAACCGAAAUCCACACCGUUCUCCUUCUUUCGUAUAUUUCUGGGACGCAUCUUCUCUUCGCAAUAUGAUAGCAUAACAUACAGUAAUGGUUCAACAAUGAGAUCAACACGGGUGCAAACUAUGGAGGUACUGUCACCGCCACAAGUUAUAAUGAUUGCAAACGGCAAUGUAAGACGAGAGAAUUCGGAUUCAGGAGUUGGUGAUGCAGCUGCUGAAAAUCCAGGUGCUGAUAGCUUUGUUCCUUACAAAAGUAAGAAUCCGAAAAAGUAUUCGCUCCUUAAGAAAGACCGAAAGAAAGAGAUGUCUGUGAAAGAAGCUAAACUUCUAAAGGAAAGUAAAGUGUAAUACAGAGUAUAUGAAUAUUUGAUUUUAUUAUUAUACAUUUUUAAAAGAAUUUUUCGAUAUGCCUAUACAUAUAAGAACAUAUUUGGUUUCUUCUAAUAGUAAUUUCUAUUUUUUUUCUCAUUCACUAAUAAAUAUACAUAUAUGUUUCGCAUUCAAAAUAUACCGUGUUUCCUAAAAUUC
Zeugodacus cucurbitae (melon fly) is the source of this 738-nucleotide messenger RNA. RefSeq lists its product as uncharacterized. Bases 112 to 558 code for a protein of 148 amino acids. The transcript is spliced from 2 exons. The record is from RefSeq and is a predicted model, not a curated record. Lineage: Eukaryota; Metazoa; Arthropoda; Insecta; Diptera; Tephritidae.